Molecule: messenger RNA, 2567 nt
Organism: Zalophus californianus (California sea lion)
Lineage: Eukaryota; Metazoa; Chordata; Mammalia; Carnivora; Otariidae
Product: SIGLEC family-like protein 1
Exons: 7
Coding region: 1186-1770 (194 amino acids)
Biological process (GO): cell adhesion
Cellular component (GO): plasma membrane
Molecular function (GO): sialic acid binding
Source: RefSeq, a predicted model, not a curated record
UUAAGAAAUAUUUAUUGACAGUACUAUGGGAAAUACAAAGAUGAGUCUGACACAGAUCCUGCCCAGAAGGAGCUUACAGUCUAGUAGGGGAGGUAGAGCACAUACAUACAGGGGAUACAUGGUCAGAGCUAUAUUUCAGUAAGAUGAGUCUAAUACUACUAAUAUGAAACUUUGAGUUCCUCUCCCCUCGGCCUGUUCAUGAUUAAAUGAAAACGUAUUGAUGAAUAUUAAAUAUCCUCAAUAUUCCAAGCAUGCCAGAAACCACAGUGAAAAAAGACAAAACAGAACUUUGCCCACAGUGAGCUUGCGUUCUAGUGAAGUAGUCAGACCGUAAGCAAAACUAUAAUUUAGUAGCAGUGUUUUGAAAAUGUUCAAUGGUUAAGAAAAGUGUUUAAUGAGUAGAACGAGGAACCGAGCCAUCAGAGUGAAGAAAGUAGAGUGGUUUUCAUUAGCAACAUCGAGAAAAGCCUCAUGGAAAGAAAACGGGCGCCCACAUCCCCACGGCACUGCCCGCCGCUACUGAUUGGUUCAAGUCCUGCUUGCCAGGCCGCAGCUGCCUCAUUGAUUGGCCGCAGAGUAAGGGCGCGUGCAGCCUCUGAUUGGCUGAGGAGUAGGUGUGUUGUUGCUGAUUGCCUGCAGUAGAGGCCUGUCCAGACGCUGAUUGGCUGUAGAAUAGGCCCAUGCAACCGCUGAUUGGCUGCAGGGUAGACACGCCCAUGCAAGGCCGGAGGGCAGGACCAAGGGAGACUCCAGCGGCUCCACAGCCUUCCGCGCGCCACAGGUGAAAGGCGCCAGGCGUCGCGAGCCGGUCCGGGCCUGUUGGCUUUCCUGGCGACCGUUGAGCGCGCGGUUUGUGUUGGAACUGCCCAAACUGGGGCUUCUCUGUGAGUCAGGCGGCCCCAUGCUCGACAGUCAGAAAAUCAGCUUUCCAGUCAGCCUGAGUCGGGCAGUCGUCCCAAAGUGAGUCUUUUCCGCAGCAAGUCGGGAAAGCCCUUCAUGCCACUGGGCUCCGCCAAGGAGAUGCACAGUCGGAAGUGUGCUGAGGACCAGGGAUACCCUGGAGCCCUUGGGACAGAGCCAACGUUACUCAUCAUCUCGUCUUCUGAACCACAAGGCUCUGAUGUGAGAGCCAGCUGUGGCGAAGGCCCCGGCCCCUCCUAUUCCUGAGGACCACUACUGCUGUAGAUGGCAGGACCACUGCCGCAGCUGGCACCCGCCAGGCUGCUCUAUUCCUCUUGUUCCUUGGAGAAGACUCUGCAGUGCAGCUGUUCCUUCCAUGGGAUCCCCACACCCUCCGUGCAGUGGUGGAUGGGAGGUACUCCUGUGGGCGUGAACAACACCGAUGGCAGCCUCCAGGUGACUUCCACAAUAAUUGCCCCCUGGGCCAACAGCACCAUCAGCCUGACAGAGCAGCCAAGAAUGAGCACGAGGCUUCUCUGUAAGGGGAAGAACAAAAAUGGAACCCAUGCUUUGAGCAUCCUGCUGAUACCAAGAGAGAGGUCUUCGCCGGGCAAGACUUUCAUUAAUGGGCUGAUCCAGGGCCUUGUCUAUGGAGCCAUUGCAACUGCACUGCUAUUCCUCUGCUUCACCCCACUCAUCAUGAAAUAUAUCAGAAUGAAGCUGUCAAAGAAAGUUGCAGUGGUCAAAGCAACAAACAACCCUAAAGUCAGAGCAAGCCAAGAAGCCAAGAUGCCUCUGAAGCCUCAAGAGCCAGAAAAAUCCACAGUCAGCCCAUCUUCAGAGAAGCAGAUAUUGCAUCCCUUACCCUAGACUUCCAGAAAAAAGCAAAAUAAACUGGAACUGAUGAAGCCUGUGAAGACUACAUGCCUACCUGGAGUCCCCACCGUCCAUGGAAUUACCACAGUCUACAGAAUACUCAGCAACCCCCAGAAACCCUGGAGUCUAUGACAAACCCAAAGCCCCCAGAGUCUCCUCAUCUCACAAGGACCCCUCAAGCCCCACCUGCCCCUCACACUGAUUCUCCGUUGAAUAGGGUUACUUUGGAACCUGGUCUUAGAACGUUUGAAAGCAAACUCUAUGAUCUGCUGUUCGGGUUAACUAGAAGAAAUAUGCCUUGGCCUAUGGUGUCAAAGGAAGGGAAAAUAAAUAUGAGACCAUGGUCCACCAAAAAGUAGCUUUGGAGCCCCUACUGUAUGCCCAGAACCUGGAAUAUACAUACAAGAACACCAGGCUUUAGAGCCAUCAUAUAUGGACUGAAUACAAACUUCAGUGCUUAGUGGCUAUAUGUCUUUGGAUAAGACCUUUCACCACUGCCCUGAGGCAUACAUGGGUGGAGAGUGAGUGAAAAGUGGUGUCCAGAGGUGGAGGUGGAGAAAAGACACAAAGUGUGUCCAAGAGCCCAGAGGGGGUCUAUGCACUGGAGCUCAGGUUGAACAGUGAGCUCCUGAGGUCCCUGAAUGCCAAGAUUAAGGCAUUAGAACUUUAUCUGGUAGGAUGUUAAUCCUGACUCCCUUGGAAUGUAAGUUCCACAAAACAGGGAUCUUGUCUAUCUUGUUUUCUGCUUGUACCACCAGCACCUAGAAUGGUUCCUAAAAUAUAACAGACUC